GGCUCUGUUUGUUUUGUUCUAUAUAUAAUUGAAACUCCACCCAGCUAACCACCGCGAACAAAUUCUGUACCACCCAAUUUCUCUCUCAAUCUCUAGAUUUUCAGUGUAAUCACCGGAAAUGGGUAUUGUAUUUCGUUCAGAAGAGACUUUCGUAUCGGAAUUAGAGCAGCUCCGCCGUAUGCUGGUCGCCUGCGGCGGCGUUCAGAGGAGGAAAGACGGCGAAGAUUUCAAAACCUUGAAAUCGAAGCCGAUCGAAGAUGCAGAGGAGAAGAUCGUGUGUGUAACUAGCGGCGAUUCGUUUCUCGGUUCCGCCAUCGUUAACGAGCUAUCAAGUCACGGAUACUCUGUUCGAGUAAUUGUUGAUAAUCCUGAGGAUGUGAACAAAUUGGAAGAGACGACGAACGGGCGCCAUAAUGUGACGGUAGUUGUAGCGAAGCUUACAGAUGUAAAUAGCUUAGUGGAAGCAUUCAAUGGCUGCCGUGGCGUUUUUCAUACCUCUUCUUCCAUUGAUCCUGCUGGUGUUUCUGGUUACACGAAAGUAAUGAGUGAAGUGGAAAUGAGGACCACUGAGAAUGUGAUGGAGGCGUGCGCAAGAACAGAGACAGUACGAAACUGUGUUCUUACAUCUUCUCUUCUUGCUUGCAUCUGGCGGGGCCAACCUGAUGAAAAUGAAAGCAUUGGAACCUCACAAAUUGUCGACCAAACCUGCUGGAGUAGCUUACAGCUUUGCCAACACAAAAAGCUAUGGCUUGCAUUAGGGAAACUGAAAUCAGAGAAAGUAGCAUGGAAAAUAGCACAAGAAAGUGGGCUAAAACUGGCCACUAUUUGUUCUGCUCUCAUAACCGGCCCCAACUUUCACCUUAGAAGUUCAACUGCAACAAUGGCUUAUCUCAAAGGAGCUCGAGAGAUGUACACAAAUGGUCUACUGGCAACAGUGGACGUGACCAAAUUGGCCAAAGCACAUGUCCUUGUGUAUGAAGGAAUAAAAGAAAAUGCUUCUGGCAGAUACAUUUGUUUCGACCGUGUGAUUUCAACGGCGGAUGAGGCAGCAACGUUGGCAGCAGAGAUCGGAGUCCCCGUCGGGAAUAUAGUCCAAACCGAUCCUCCAAUGGACUGUACGAUUUCGUUUCAAUUGUCGAACAAGAAGCUCUCUGAUCUAAUGGCUAGAAGCAACCUUCAACAUAGGUGUUUGAAUGAAAACAGAUAUUUUUGAAGGAGAAACUCCAGGAACAAAAAUAUGAGUGGGAUCUAUUUAUUUGAUAAAUAUGAUAUAUAUAGUCACAUAAGAUUAGAUUAUAGAAAUGAUCCUCUUGAUGAGGAUGUAAGUUUGAUUCGUUUUUUUGAGUAUCAUUGAUAUAGAAUAUAAAGAUGUAUACCAUUUUUUAUUUUCUUUGUCUAAAUUGAAGAGUGAAUGCAAAUUUUCAAUCUUCCUCCCGUUUGUCUUCGUAAAAAAAAACAAAAGAAAGAAAAAGGGUUGUUGCAA
Messenger RNA from Benincasa hispida (wax gourd), 1483 nucleotides. RefSeq names its product cinnamoyl-CoA reductase-like SNL6. NCBI's taxonomy places the organism in Eukaryota, Viridiplantae, Streptophyta, Magnoliopsida, Cucurbitales, Cucurbitaceae. Gene Ontology annotation, biological process: steroid biosynthetic process. The record is from RefSeq and is a predicted model, not a curated record. Gene Ontology annotation, molecular function: oxidoreductase activity, acting on the CH-OH group of donors, NAD or NADP as acceptor.